AUGUCGCACGAAGCACUCAACCCAAUUCAUCCCGAUGUUUUACCUUACUUGGAUCCGACCUUUGUCAAGCUCUAUAAUGAACAUGUCGCCAAUACCCCUGCCGGACCAAUUGAUCUCUCUGUGCUGAGAAGCAAAUAUUCUGUUUUGUAUUCGUACGGAACCGGGCCCGCUCCUGACUGUGCACGGAUCUAUGACAGCGAAUUGCCCGCUCAUAACGGCGAUCUGAUCCCGAUUCGAGUCUAUGAGCCUGACUCUCCAGGACCAUGGCCGGUUCAUCUAGAUUUCCACGGUGGAGGCUGGGGACUCGGCGACUUAGACACCGAAUCGCACAUCUGCAAACACAUAGCCGUGAAAGCAAACGUGGUGGUGAUCGAUAUGGCCUACAGGCUGGUACCUGAGUAUGCAUUCCCAAUCGGAAUCCAAGACUCCUUCGCAGCGCUCCAAUACAUCUCCAACAAAGGCGCAACCGAGUUCCAGAUCGACCCAACCCGAAUCUCAGUAGGAGGCGUUUCCGCAGGUGGGAACAUUGCGCUCAUUUGCGCACAUCUAGCUCGAGACGCGGGUAUUCCUCUCCGACUAGUCGCAGUUGGCACACCGACGAUCGAUGAUAUUUCGCAAUAUAACAAGGCCGCUGAUUCGCCUUGGCCAUCCAUGCAAGAAAUGGAGCACGCGCCUACACUGAACUGGGGACGGUUGAAAUGGUUUGAUAACCUGAAAUGGCAAAGUCUUGCAUCGGAAGGCCCUGUUCGGGAAGCUCAGAUCGCGGCUGUGAAGUGGUAUGCGAAUGCUCUUCAAGCUCCAGAUUUUACAAACUUGCCUAAGACUGUCAUCUACACUGCUGGUUGUGAUCCUUUGCGUGAUGAGGGAGAGGCUUAUGCACGGAAGCUCAUUGAGGGAGGCAAUGAGGUCAUUCAAAAGCGAUUCGCGGGGGUUCCGCAUCCGUUUAUGCAUAUGGAUCAAUCCUUGUGGCAAGCGAGAGAGUUUAUUGAUAUGACAGCGAGCCAUAUUAAAACGACCUUACAUGCCGAUUAA
Messenger RNA from Penicillium malachiteum, 1032 nucleotides. Its product is annotated as alpha/beta hydrolase. Bases 1 to 1032 code for a protein of 343 amino acids. The record is from RefSeq and is a predicted model, not a curated record. Gene Ontology annotation, molecular function: hydrolase activity. NCBI's taxonomy places the organism in Eukaryota, Fungi, Ascomycota, Eurotiomycetes, Eurotiales, Aspergillaceae. The transcript is spliced from 4 exons.